AUGAGUGUUCAGAGCGACUCGCCGCCGGGAAGGGUGUCGGGAAGCUGGGAUUCGUCACCACAGCAUCUCUGCUCGAGCAGAGAAGUUUACCGGCAAAACCGAUCUGAGAUUGCGGAGAGGGAGAGGAAGGUGGAUUCAUCAAGCUUCGAAAUCGGGGAUGAGACACAGAGUCUCGAAGCCGGGAUUGCGAGGAGAUGGAUCCAGGAGAUGAUAGUACCAACCUUCGAGAGCUAUCAUACCUAUCAGAUCUCGUGCCGCUAA
Molecule: messenger RNA, 261 nt
Organism: Arabis nemorensis
Lineage: Eukaryota; Viridiplantae; Streptophyta; Magnoliopsida; Brassicales; Brassicaceae
Source: the annotation of a GenBank genome assembly